This is a messenger RNA of Armigeres subalbatus, 2016 nucleotides long. RefSeq lists its product as uncharacterized. The record is from RefSeq and is a predicted model, not a curated record. Gene Ontology annotation, cellular component: nucleus. Lineage: Eukaryota; Metazoa; Arthropoda; Insecta; Diptera; Culicidae. Bases 150 to 1916 code for a protein of 588 amino acids. Gene Ontology annotation, molecular function: DNA binding. The transcript is spliced from 3 exons.
CAAAAGAAAAUUGUUCUUGUACCUUGUUCCGUAGAUGUUAAUUUUUGGCUGUCGGAAAUAACGUUUAUUGUAGUGAUAAAUUGUAAUUUCGAAUAAAAAGUUGUGAAGAAUCCAUUAUUUACCUUAUUAUCUAGCAGUUAUCGGAAAAUAUGUCUCGGAUUUACGUCAGGAAAACAAAAAGGCAGAGCUGGACAGAUGACCAGAUGGCCGCAGCAAAGCAAGCUGUUAGCGGCGGGAUGUCCGUAAAGUCAGCUUCCGAGAAAUUCAACAUCCCAAGAGUAACUCUGGCAAGAUGGAUUGCCUGUCCAACCAAACAAAAGGGACUCGGUUCGAAGAAACCAGUGUUCUCACCAGAACAAGAAAAGGAACUGGCAAACCAUCUCUUGGAUUUGGAAGCAAGAUUCUAUGGAGUGAACAUGAAGGACGUCAGAUGUUUGGCUUACGAACUGGCGGUUAAAAAUGGGUUAGAGCACAACUUCAACCACAAACAUGAAAUGGCUGGAAGAUACUGGCUAGAGGGGUUCCUCCGGCGAAAUACACACAUUUCAUUCCGGAGGCCGGAGGCCACAUCCGCUGCUCGAGCUAGAGGCUUCAAUAAACCGUCUGUGUACGCAUUUUAUGACAUGCUCGAAAAUUUACUGGAUUCCAAGAAGUUCCCUCCUUCACGCAUAUUUAAUGCGGACGAAACGGGGAUUAGCACGGUUCCACCAAAAAAGUUAAAAAUCGCUGCUAAAAAGGGAAAAAAGCAGGUUGGAUCUAUUACUUCUGGCGAGAGAGGCACAUUAACCACUGUUGUGAUGUGCAUGUCCGCAACUGGCCAACAUGUACCGCCAUAUGUGAUUUUUCCACGAGUGCGUAUGCACGAUUCACUAAAAAAAGGAACCCCGAAUGGAACAAAAUUCAAUUGCAACCCGUCGGGAUAUAUGAACUGCGACACAUUCUUGGAUUGGUUCGACCACUUCGUGAAACAUAUUAACCCCUCGGAACAGAACCCAGCACUGCUGAUUAUAGAUGGCCAUAGCUCUCACACAAAAAAUCUAUCGUUUGCAGAUAAGGCUCGUGCUAAUAUUGUUACGGUCGUUGCGUUGCCGCCACACUGCACUAAUAAAAUGCAACCCUUGGAUGUAGCUUUUAUGACGCCGUUCAAAAGUUACUAUGCAAGUGCUACAGAAAAUUUCAUGCGUGCGAAUCCGGGGCAAGUUAUUGGUAUGUAUGAUAUCUCGGAACUCUUGGGCGUAGCUUUCCCGAAAGCUGCUUCGGUUGACGUGGCAGUGAACGGUUUUCGUAAAACAGGAAUUUGGCCAUUAGACAGAAAUGUGUUCUGUGAUGCGGAUUUUGCUCCAUCUGAAGUGACAAAUCAGCCAGAAAUUGUUACGUUAAUCACGGUAACCGACCCAAUGGUGAUCGAUGAAUCAACAGUACAGCUGAUUACUCUUCCUACAACGAUUUCUCUCUCCACUUCAACAACUGAUCAACUUGGACAUACGCCCGAGCUGGAUGUUAGUGUUAACUCGCAUCUUGAUUCAUUCUCUGAAGCCUCUCCGAACUCUUCUUUCAACAUCUCACCAAAGGAUAUUUUACCUCUUCCAAAGAUGUCAGCAGCGAAAACUUUGAAACGGAAAAGGAAGGCCGAAAAAGCUGUUGAGGUGACAAGUACAAGUUAUCGUCAAGGACUGUCUAUUGCGGAAGCAACGAAAACCAUAAAAGCAAUAAAAGGACGCAAACAGGCACCGAAAAAACGAACGAAAGUAUUGAAACUUGACGAGGCAUUUGAAGAUGUUUUGUGUGAUGUAUGUGGCGCAAAUUUUUCGAAUUCUGAAGAUGGCCAAGGAUGGAAGAAAUGUAUCUCGUGUAUGAUUUGGUUCCACUUCGAUUGUUCCAAUGAGGAUAUUGUGGUUUGCACCGCUUGUAACUAAGUUACUAUUGAUUGAUUUUUUUAUUGCUGGAUUGACAUGAAAUAAAUGAAUUUUGAUUUUGUAAAGUAAUAAACUAUUAUUUAACUAAUGAACAGUGAAU